AUGCGCGAUGGAAAAUUCAUGAACGCAGUUAGUAGUGAAUUUCGAUUAAUUGCCAAUGUCCCAAUGGAAGAACGGGAGGGAUGUUCUGCGGACGAUUACGAGGGGUUGGAGCAAGUCGUGUCAACAUCGAAGAAUGAUGAAGGUUACGACAUUAGAUGCUUCAAGGAAACCCAGUUGAUAUUGGAAAAACCUGCAACUGGAGCAAAGAAAAUCCUAGCCAAACUAUACAUAUCCAUCGAUCCGCACGUAUCACUCAUACUCAAUAUACUGGAGAUAGGAUGGAUACAGCAUAUGAUAGAGUUGGGGAAUACACGAUGGACGAAUAGCAAGACCUCAACAGGACGCGUAACUUCUCACCCGGAUUCGUACAGUACACAGGUCAGCCAAACAAGACGCAGCCAAAGCGCUGUGUUCAAGCAUGCUGAAACUGAUAUCAUCGCCCAGAUCGAACAGAGGGUCGCUCUUGUGGCUGGAGUUGGUGUAGAACACCUGGAACAACUGGUUAUGGUCAAAUACUCUCCAGGGGACUAUUUCAAGGAGCACCAUGACGGCCCGUUCAGAUCUCAUACCGUUUUGCUAUAUCUCAAUGACGUUGAAGGUGGAGAAACGGUAUUCCCAAAUCUCCAUUUUGCAGUUAAACCCAUAGGUAACAGUGCACUAUACUGGAGGAAUACAACCGACGAUGGGCUCGCAGACUUCCGCAUGGUGCACGCUGGAGUGUGCCCGAAAAUGGGAAUGAAGUACGUUGUAAACUGCUUUUUCAACGUAGAACCCGUACGCACUCAAUAG
Molecule: messenger RNA, 789 nt
Organism: Babesia sp. Xinjiang
Lineage: Eukaryota; Apicomplexa; Aconoidasida; Piroplasmida; Babesiidae
Product: Prolyl 4-hydroxylase subunit alpha-2
Exons: 5
Coding region: 1-789 (262 amino acids)
Biological process (GO): peptidyl-proline hydroxylation to 4-hydroxy-L-proline
Cellular component (GO): endoplasmic reticulum
Molecular function (GO): iron ion binding; procollagen-proline 4-dioxygenase activity; L-ascorbic acid binding
Source: RefSeq, a predicted model, not a curated record